Saxophila tyrrhenica is the source of this 2415-nucleotide messenger RNA. RefSeq lists its product as uncharacterized. Lineage: Eukaryota; Fungi; Ascomycota; Dothideomycetes; Mycosphaerellales; Extremaceae. The coding region runs from base 1 to 2415 and encodes 804 amino acids. The transcript is spliced from 3 exons. The record is from RefSeq and is a predicted model, not a curated record.
AUGGCCUCCAACAACGACUUCACCCUCUACCCCUACCCUGAUCUGUGGAACAACGAGCAGAACUUCCUACCAAGCUCAACGUACCAGGACCAGAACUACCUCAACGCUACAUCCUUCGACUCAUACCAAGCAAAUCAACCUUACGUGCAGCCAGAUCAGUACACGUUUGGCGGCGACCAAUCCUUUCUAUCCAAGCACAAUCUCCAACCACCGAGCUCGAAUUACUCACCAUCACAUGCCGCAUCGCACUCCUUCGACCUCCAACCCCCGGUGCUCUCCUCCAACUCCGACUCUGGUGCCUCCAUCCAAAGCGCCAUAUCCUCCGCGAUCGGGUCUCCCUCCGCUCAAGCUCGAUCAUCACACGACUGGAGCCAGCAGCAGACCAUGAAUAUGCUGCCUGGCAUUGUACAGCAAGACAGCAUGAGCCAUGAUGUGUUCGCGACAACCAGGUUCGACCUCGAGACCAUCCCUAUCACCGACAAGGGCUGUGUUGGUGAGUUUUCACAUAUUUCCUCUUCUCAGUUUAUCCCGAGCACGCCAUCGUUCGAUACUUCGAUGUUCCCGUCUUCUUCGUUCGACCUUCUGCGAGAGGCUGGCCCUUUCGUACCAAGCACUGGGGACGCCAGCUGGCGGCUGCAUUCGAACUCACGGUCAAGUGCAAGCUCUGAGCGCACAUUGUCCGUGGUAUCCAAUCUCACGCCUUUGCAAAGCAACCGCGUCGAGAGUGUGAGUCCGAACGACAGCGUCUUCAAGUCACCCAGGACACCAGCCUCUGCCACCUCUCCAGUGAUCGAGCGCGUUAAGGGCAAGCGAAAAGCCUCCGUUGCACCAGCACACCCCAAACGAGCGCGUGCAUCCUCGCCGCUCACCCACACCAUGUCCUACUCCGAAAGCGACCUCCCAGCACGCCCAAAUGCGCCGCCUCCCACUUUCACAUCUCCUUUCUUUUCUCAGUCCAGUGGCAAUUUCGUCCCACCGCUUGAACUUUCUUAUCCUGCCUUGAUCCAGCCAUCUUACUCGCCAUCGCAGUUUACCGGCAAUCCGUUUGCAGACAUGGCAGCUGCACAAUCACCCCGAAACAUGGUGUUCAACCAAGGACCUUCACCAGCGCCUUCACACCCAGCGCGGAGCCCACGAGCACCGGCAAGCAAGCUGUCAGGCACCGCAUCACCAUACAUGCGAACACAAUCCUACCAACCCUAUCCGGUCUUCAACGGAUCAAGGCGGCAAUCCAUCUCCUCAGCCCACUCUCCUCACAGCCAAGCCUCGCACUCCUCCGAGGACUCCAACAAAGGCCUGUGCCCCAUCGCGGCGUGCGGCAGGCACGUCAAGGACCUCAAGGCGCAUAUGCUCACGCAUCAGAACGAACGACCUGAGAAGUGUCCGAUCCCAACAUGCGAGUACCAUACCAAGGGCUUCGCACGAAAGUACGACAAGAACCGACAUACUCUGACCCACUACAAGGGUACCAUGGUCUGCGGCUUCUGCCCCGGCAGCGGCAGCGCAGCGGAGAAGAGCUUCAACCGUGCCGACGUCUUCAAGCGACAUCUCACAUCCGUCCACGGCGUCGAACAAACACCACCCAACGCGCGGAGGAAGAGUCCCUCCGCAGCUGGCAGCAAGAAGGGCUACGGCCGCGAGGUCUCCGGCAUGUGCUCGACCUGCGGCGUCACCUUCGCCAGCGCACAAGACUUCUACGAACAUCUCGACGACUGCGUGCUGCGCGUUGUCCAGCAAGCCGAUCCCAGCGAAGCCAUCAACGAGAAGCUCCUCACCUCCAUCGCCGACGACCAGCAAGUCCAAGCGACGAUGGAGAAGCACAUGCUGCCCACCGGCGUCGACUUCAGCGCGCCCACCUCCUUCGACGAAGACGAAGAAGUCGAGGAAGACGACGACGCCGCCGAAGAAGACGCCAACGACGGCACCUACGGCUCCCGCUCCUCCCGCUCCGGCAAGGGCGCCCUCCGCUCGAAGAAACCGAGUGUCUCCAGCCAGCACGUCGGGGGUGGCGACCACGUCUCCAGCGGUGGUGCUGUCAGCAAGCCCGGCCACAGCAAGAAGGGUCUCACUUUAUCCAAGAACGGCGUCCCCCUCUCCGGCCCCAUGACCGGCAAAGGGUCGAAACGGAGGAAGAACUAUCCCCUCUCCUGGGGCGCCGCACCCGAGAAAAUGCGCAUGCGGAAGCGUGUACUGUGUGUCUACGACGGGCAGAGGCGGCUGUGGAAAGAUGACAUGAUGCUCGAUUCCGAGCACGAGGUGCGGAUCCCGCUGAACGACGAAGUCGGCGUGAAUCGCGCCUGGGUCACCGACCUCGACGUCCAGACUUUGCGCAGGGCGGAGGGGAUUCAUAACGCGACGGAAGAGGAGAAGGGCCCGUGGUUGGAUGAGGGGGAGUUGGAGCGGUUGAUGGAGUAG